Messenger RNA from Yamadazyma tenuis ATCC 10573, 2100 nucleotides. Its product is annotated as putative ubiquitin-protein ligase. Gene Ontology annotation, molecular function: ubiquitin protein ligase activity. The record is from RefSeq and is a predicted model, not a curated record. Gene Ontology annotation, biological process: ubiquitin-dependent protein catabolic process; protein ubiquitination. NCBI's taxonomy places the organism in Eukaryota, Fungi, Ascomycota, Pichiomycetes, Serinales, Debaryomycetaceae.
AUGUCGUUUCUCACCUACUGCUAUUCAUGGUACGGGAUAGCAUGUUUGGUAAUAUCGGUGAUUUUGAACAGAACUUUGGUGGUGGCAUCAACUAAUACGUCCAGAAUACAGCAGCUGAUGGCUUAUCGGAGACGGAAUCUCUUGACCAAUGGGAGCAAAACUGAAUUUUUAAAGCUGGCGAGUCAAUUCUGCUUUCGAAUGGGGUCAAUUGCCGUGUUGCUCUACAACGCAUAUAACGUUUUGGUGGCAUUGAACGUUAUGGCAGUGUUGAGAGGCCGAGAAGAUGUUUUGUUUUUCCGUUUGUUGAAGUAUACCGGGUGGUUCGAAUAUGAUACGGAAACAGAUAACAGGUUCUUGAAAGCUCCCAAAACCCAGGUGAUGAUCGGUCCGUCCACGGAUGUCUAUUGGCCGGUAUUUUUGGGUUUUUGCCUACUGGCAUAUAUGGAGACGUUUGCUUCGGUUAUAAAUGGUGAAAAGCCCUACACUGAAGCUGGAUUAACAUUAUUUGAGCACUCUUUGGCAUUUCAAGAAUCGAGUCAAACCAAGGCGAUUUUCUUGGGUGACCCCAACCUUGUGAGAAGACCCACCGAGGAGAUGUUGAUUGUGUGCCUUUUCCUGACGUUAAAUCAUCUCAAUAUUCAGAUUGGUGGGUUGAUCAAUAGAAAUAAGUAUAGGUUGAUUCCAUCGAGUAUCAUAGGAAUUGGGAUGUUGACUUAUUUCACCCAACUGGUUUAUUACGGUACUUGGUCAAAAUUCCCAAUCAUAGUCAUUGGCUCACUCUCUCCUCAGCUUUUAAUGGUGUCUAUAAUAUUUUUAUCAUUUUCAAUUUUCCUGAUGGCAGUCUUAGCUAUCGGCUUUAAUCUCAAAGAUUUAAAUUAUGCAAGCUUCUUUACCAAUAGUGAAAAUGAUCCGGAUUUCCAGGGAAAUACUCUUUUCAGGCUCAGUGAUGACUUUUACACCAUGCUUAUGAACCUUGGCAUGUUGUCUGUCACUCUGGCUGGAAAGUCCAGUUAUAUCACUGAAUUGAGUAUAGCAACCGUUGACGGUGAAACUUGGCUCGACCGAAGUAUUUGGCAAAAGUACAAGAACAGCUUGAAUGGAUUCAAAAGCAAUCGUAACCUAAGUGGGUCGGGAUUGGUUGACUAUUUGAAAAACGAAAAGAAAGGGUACAGUAACUUAAUCACUGAACCCAGUAAAUCUUUGGUAACUGGUGAUCAAGGUGCCGGGAAGGAGUAUGAUCCCUACGGCCUUGAUGAUGCAACCGUUUUAAAAAGAAGAAUAAUCUAUCUGCAAAUGAUGUUAAUGAAUCUCUUUGAACUUUUCAAAGGUUUAUUAUUCAACAAAUUGUUCAGAUGGAGAAAGAAACCAGAAAUUGAGCCAAUUUAUGAUGCUACAGGAGAAGAGGUGUAUGAGCAAUUUGAGCAGAGAAGACAAAGGCUUCCUUCAUUCUUGAGAAAAUUCGUCAGACCCAGAAGCAAGCCUCAAGCGAAAAGCGAAAAGUUGGUAGAGCUAGACAAUAUCACAGAUGAUGAACUCGCUUAUCAAUAUGUCAACUUAUUGAAGGAAAAGAAUAUUUCUGAAGUGGAUAAUUCACGAGACUUCAAUAUCACCGAUGUUGAUGAUAUUGAGAGUGAAUCAGAUGCGGAAAGUAUCAUUAUCAAUGAUGAUGAUGUUGUUGAAUUCAUAUCACCGGAGCUGUUCCAGGAACUUAUAGGUGACACUAAUGGCAUGCAAAUUUUACACUAUCACAUGAAGAACCAAGAUAGAAUCAUGACUAGAGCUCAGUACCGAGCUGUUAGCAGUCGAACCGAGGAACUCAAAGAUGAAACCACAAAACUAAUUGAAAUUCUUCUCAGCAAGAGACAAGGCUACUUACAAGAGGUACUUAAUGGUAGUAAUGUUCCGAUUCAAGCAAGCGACGAAGAAAACAACUUGGUAUGCGUUAUUUGCCAAACCAACCAAAGAGAAAUCAUCACGUGGCCCUGCCGAUGCUUCUCUCUUUGUGAAAGUUGUAGGUUAACUUUGGCAAGCAAAGGAAUGGAAGGAUGCGUCUGUUGCAGAAGGGACGUAUACGGAGUUUCCAGAGUCUUUAUUCCAUGA